Messenger RNA from Dentiscutata heterogama, 352 nucleotides. Lineage: Eukaryota; Fungi; Glomeromycota; Glomeromycetes; Diversisporales; Gigasporaceae. The record is from the annotation of a GenBank genome assembly.
AUGCCAUUAGAACAAAACAAAGGUCCUUGCAAAGUUAAAGAUUGUAAUCAUAAUGCAAAUCGGUAUUAUAAAUUUACAGCAAAAGCUAUUGAAAAAUCCAAAAAAAAAAAUACAUUUGAUGAUUAUAAUUAUUUAAUAUUAAAUAAUCAAUUAUAUGAUGCUCAUUAUUUAAGAAUUGUAGAACCAGAUAGAGGAAACAAAAAAAAAUUAACAGAUUUUGUUGCUAGUAAAAAAAUUUAUGAGAAAGAUAUUAUAAUUGAUAUUUCUGAUGAUCAAGUUACUUUAAAUAAAAAUGAUUUUAUUAAAUUAAUUAAUAGAACUAAUGAAUUAAAAUUACUUCAAGCAAAAUCAA